AAUACGUGUUGAAAUUCCGGUCAAAGCCAAUCUUUUCGUGCCACUCAUGCUUUGCGCGGCAUGAAUAGCAAAGCGUGUCGCCAAUGUACGUGAUGAUAUUGACGUGAAGAUAUGCGACAUGGUACUUGAAGCAAAGCGGUUGAAAACUAGUCUCUCGCCAGUUUGGAACAUAUUUACAAGUUUAAAAAGCAAAACGGUCCUCGCAAUAACCUAUCUUUAGGUUUAACCGAACUAACCGAGCGAUGGGAAACUGCCAUAUGGCAAGCGAAAGGGAAGCUGUUGUUGUCUCAGGUGGAUGUUGCAUUCCUCGAACUCAGCAGCACAAAGCGGUUGCGGGCAAACGGAGUUGUCUGUGGGCCUGGGCGGGGCUUAGUAAAGUUGAUAGGUUAACCCUGGAUGUACUUACGUUCAAAAAGGUUUACAGGAAUGUCAAAACGGCACGAAGUGAUCGAGCUUCUGUCUCAAUCAUUGCCGAAGUACAAAUUAUGCAGGAUCUUCAACAUUUCGCAAGAGCAAGUGAUUAUUUCCUCGGAAAAACCACAGAUGAAAUAUCUGAUGUUGUUCUUCAUGUUUUCGAGGCACAUCUUCGUGAUAUCUGUGAACAAUUAAUUCUGAAACGCAUCGAAGAAGAUGCAAAUCAUUUGUCAGUAAAAGUGCGGAAGGCAGCCAUUCCGGACGUAUGGGAUCUGGGAGUGUUAAUUCAUGACUUUUUCAUCACGGACGUCACAAGGGAGGAUUUCUAAAAGUUACAAUAGAACACAAAGAAUAAUCAACAAUAAGAUCAAUGAAAUGCAAUGAGUUCAAAACGCGGUUGACUAUUGAGAGCUCGGAAAGUGUCUUCUUUUCCUGUGAGUUCAUACGAGCCCUCUCUAAGGAACCAGCAGCGUACUCUUAGAGUAGACUCUCUGUGUAGUUCCAAGGGUGGGAGGCAUUAUCACAGGAAGGGACAUAAAUAAACAAGAGUUCCGUUACAGAGGUAAAUUUCUCAAAUUUCAACAUAGGCGUCCAAUAUAGGGCCGCUCGUCUCAGGCAUGCGUUGUUUUAGAUAUUCCCACGGUAGCAGACUGUGAUAUCAUAUCACAAGGGAGAGGCCAAAUAUUUGACAGAAUACAGUGGAAGUGUGAUUAAGUUUGGCAGACGCAUUAGAAGGCCAGUACGAAUAAGGAGCGUGUCCACGAGAGCACCGGGCAGUCGUGCUACAUGACAUCACACCGAUUUCAAUGAAACUUUGCCAGUUUAAAAGGUCUACCCCAAAACUAAAAAAGACGAAGUGGUUUCUGUUUUGGUUUUUUCCGGGGGGAGAUAGACCAUCCACCCGGUUUUUCUUGGUUUUUACCAAGGAAAUCGCCUCAAAAUAGGUAAAAUGUAUGAAGCUCUCACUGCGAUGGUAUUUAACCAAUUACUCUGAGGGUUUGCACACAUAUCAUUGCACCCUUACUAAAUGUCCGAAGCAAGUAUCAGUCAAUUUGAUUGACGGCUUGUCAACUAAGAGAGGCAAAUAAACAACAAUGCUU
Molecule: messenger RNA, 1514 nt
Organism: Pocillopora verrucosa
Lineage: Eukaryota; Metazoa; Cnidaria; Anthozoa; Scleractinia; Pocilloporidae
Product: flotillin-2-like
Biological process (GO): protein localization to plasma membrane; regulation of myoblast differentiation
Cellular component (GO): flotillin complex; cytoplasmic vesicle; plasma membrane
Source: RefSeq, a predicted model, not a curated record